AUGGUCACUGUUUGGUGGUCUAGCGCCGGUGUGAUUCAUCACAGCUUCUUACCAAUCGGGGUAAGUAUCACUGCAGAUGUGUACUGUGAAGAACUGAACACAAUGAUGGAGAAGCUAGCACAUCUCCUACCAGCAUUGGUCAAUCGCUCGUCUCCGCUGCUCCUGCACAACAAUAACGCACAGCAGACGUUCUCCAAGUUGCAAGAACUGGAGUUGGAAGUUCUCCGUCAUCCGCCCUACUCACCAGACCUUGCGCCUAUAGACUACUACUUUUUCCAGAAUUUGGAUAACUUCUUGGCGGGAAACAAAUUCAAUACACGAGAGGCAGUACAAAAUGCCUUUAGAAAAUAUGUUGCCUCCCGUACAGCUCAUUUCUUUAAGAAGGGCAUCAAUAAGCUGCCACUGAGUUGGCAAAGAUUCAUUGAUUGCAUGGGUGAUUACUUCGAUUAA
Messenger RNA from Leptidea sinapis, 450 nucleotides. Its product is annotated as histone-lysine N-methyltransferase SETMAR-like. The record is from RefSeq and is a predicted model, not a curated record. Lineage: Eukaryota; Metazoa; Arthropoda; Insecta; Lepidoptera; Pieridae. Bases 1 to 450 code for a protein of 149 amino acids. Gene Ontology annotation, molecular function: nucleic acid binding. The transcript has a single exon.